GACACCGCGAGUCUAUAGUUUCCAUACAAAUGGAUCAACUCUCCCUCACCUCUCUACCUCUCUCUCUCUCUCUAGUGAUUCGUUAAUGGCGAUCUCAUCCAAAUCCACUCAUUGACAACAUCACCUUCACGAAACACGCACACAGAAGUGAUGGGUCACCAUCACCACCACCAUAACACCAGCGAUGGAAUCUCCCAGCGAGUCAACAGCCCUCGUUUCUCGGGUCCAAUGACUCGCCGAGGCCACUCUUUCAAGCGCAACACCGUCACCAGCAACACCCAUGGCAGCAAGGACGACAGCAGCAACAUUAACGAGAGCAAUAAUGGCAGUAAUAUUACCGGUUUCAGUAACCACCAUGAAAUUGACCUCCACCUCAGCUCACCCAGAUCCGAAAUGGGCGCCGACUCGGUUGCCCUCGAUGGGUUCGAGUCAUUCUUAGAAAGGAAGCAAAGCCACCACCACGUGAACCAGAGGGUUCAUGGGGGUUUAGUCAGGCGCUUGCUAAGGAGUCCUGUGGGAUCUGUAAUGGUAGAGUUGGGGUUGAGGGAGAGGAAGAAGCUUGGCCAUUGGAUGUUUUUGCUGUUCUGUGGGGCGUGUCUGUUUCUGGGUCUUCUAAAGAUUUGUGCUACAGGAUGGUUUGGAUCUGCCAUUGAAAGAGCUGCGUCCAAUCAGGAUUCAACUGACUCCAUCACUGGUCUAAAUCUAAUGGAUCAAAGCUCUCAUGAAUAUGGAUAUAGGGAGGGAGGAAGUGAUGUGGAACGGACUCUAAUGAUGGUGGCAUCGGGUAUAGUUGGCAGCCAAAAUGGCAAGGCUGAAGGCUCAGGUAUCUGGUCCAAACCAGAUAGUGAGAAUUUCACCCAGUGCAUCGACCGGUCAAGCAGUCACAAACAGCUGGAUGCAAAGACAAAUGGAUACAUCCUUGUAAAUGCUAAUGGAGGCUUAAAUCAGAUGAGAUUUGGGAUUUGUGAUAUGGUUGCCAUUGCGAAGGUUAUGAAUGCAACACUUGUCCUGCCUUCGCUUGAUCACACCUCCUAUUGGGCUGAUGAGAGUGGAUUUAAAGAUCUUUUUGAUUGGCAACACUUCAUCAAAACUCUGAAACAUGAUAUCCACAUAGUGGAGACGUUGCCACCUGCCUAUGCUGGACUUGAGCCUUUCAACAAAACACCAAUAUCUUGGUCCAAGGUCAGUUAUUAUAAUACUGAGGUCCUCCCUCUUCUAAAGCAGCACCAAGUAAUCUAUUUCACUCACACUGAUACUCGGCUUGCCAACAAUGAUAUCCCAAGUUCCAUUCAAAAGCUGAGGUGCCGUGUAAAUUACAAGGCUUUGAAAUAUUCAGCUCCAAUAGAAGCACAUGCAAACACCUUGGUUUCUAGAAUGCGACAGAAUGGAAGCCCUUAUCUUGCCCUCCAUUUGAGAUAUGAGAAGGAUAUGCUUGCAUUUACUGGCUGCAGUCAUAAUCUGACUGCAGAAGAAGAUGAUGAGCUACGUAGGAUGCGGUAUGAAGUCAGCCACUGGAAGGAGAAAGAGAUCAAUGCGACAGAAAAAAGGUUGCUUGGAGGCUGCCCAUUGACCCCCAGGGAAACAGCCCUUCUGCUUAAAGGGCUUGGUUUUCCAUCUAGCACCAGGAUUUACUUGGUAGCUGGUGAAGCUUAUGGUAAUGGAACUAUGCAAUACCUUAAGGAUGAUUUCCCAAACAUCUUCUCCCAUUCCAGUCUCUCUACAGACAAAGAGCUUAUUCCUUUCAAGAACCACCAGAACAUGCUGGCCGGUAUAGACUAUGUUGUUGCCCUCCAGAGUGAUGUGUUUGUUUAUACUUAUGAUGGCAAUAUGGCAAAGGCAGUUCAAGGUCAUAGGCGCUUUGAGGACUUUAGGAAGACCGUCAAUCCUGACAAGAUGAAUUUUGUUGAACUUGUUGAUAAGCUUGAUGAAGGCAAAAUCUCCUGGAAGAAAUUUAGUUCCAAAGUGAGAAAGCUUCACAAAGACCGUGUUGGAGCUCCAUACCGAAGGAAGCGUGGGGAGUUUCCAAAGCUGGAGGAAAGUUUUUAUGCAAAUCCCCUUCCUGGAUGUAUUUGUGAAACCAGACAGAAGUUGAAAGUAAAUCAUUAGGUUUUGUAAUUUUAUUUAAUGGUGUUCAGAUGCAUGCAAAAGACAUUGAAGGCUGGGUGCCAUUACUAGAGCGAUAUUGUCUCGGGAAGUGACAAUCUCAAACUUCACAAAUUCUGAGAGAAAAGAUAUGGUAGAAGAUGCUCCUGUUUAUAGGUGGAAGAACUCAAAGAAGUCCCUGGUUCAGUGUGGAACCAAUACAAUGAAGCUGUGAUCGCAGCAGACUAAUUCAAGGUUGACUGCAGUCAGGUUAGGUAUACCACUCCUAAGAGAGACGUCUGAAAAGGAAACUUUCUUACUGUAAAUUGCAAAACCACAUACUUCUCAAAACAAAUGUAUCUUCUCUGGAAAGGGGAGGGGAGGGGAGGGGAGGGGAGGGGAGGUUGGGUGGAUUGCAUGUACCCCAAUUUUGUAGUUGGAAAAAAAGAAUGAGAGGUGGGGCGAUACGAAAUGUACUGUAUUAUUUCGAGAUAUCAAUGAUAGAACAAUUGGGAUUUUAACUAA
Messenger RNA from Juglans regia (Persian walnut), 2607 nucleotides. Its product is annotated as O-fucosyltransferase 35. Bases 151 to 2106 code for a protein of 651 amino acids. The transcript is spliced from 9 exons. Gene Ontology annotation, cellular component: cytoplasm; chloroplast; Golgi apparatus. The record is from RefSeq and is a predicted model, not a curated record. Lineage: Eukaryota; Viridiplantae; Streptophyta; Magnoliopsida; Fagales; Juglandaceae.